Salvelinus fontinalis (brook trout) is the source of this 1116-nucleotide messenger RNA. RefSeq lists its product as uncharacterized. The coding region runs from base 1 to 1116 and encodes 371 amino acids. The transcript has 4 exons. The record is from RefSeq and is a predicted model, not a curated record. NCBI's taxonomy places the organism in Eukaryota, Metazoa, Chordata, Actinopteri, Salmoniformes, Salmonidae.
AUGUUCACAUUUCUCUUCACUGUUACUGUCUCACUGCUCUGUGCUGCAGGUCUUGUUGAGGGGAGUGAAGUCACUCAGACACCCACCAUACUCUGGGAACUGAAAGACAGGGAUGCUCAGAUGAACUGCAGUCACACUAAGGGUCUAAGCUACUACCAGAUGUACUGGUACAGACAGCUUCCAGGAGAGGGAAUGAAGCAGGUAGCCUUCACUACUCCCAAUUCCAAACCUGAGUAUUCAGGGGAUUUCAGUGAAGACAAAUUCUCAGCCAACAAGACUGUAGCUGAGAGGGGAUCUUUCACAGUGAAGAAGUUGGAGGCAGGAGACAGUGGAAUGUACUUCUGUGCUGUGAGUGAACACAGUGAUACAGACAACAACCGCUGUCCUUUCCGUCAGCACAUUCCCAGCAAGCCGGCGAAAUACGGCAUAAAGUCAUGGGUGGCCUGCGACGCCAAGUCCAGCUACGCUCGGAAGAUGCAAGUGGACACCGGCAAGGCGGCCAGCGGUGUCCCCGAGAAGAACCAGGGGAUGCGCGUCGUCCUCGAUCUGACAACGGGACUGAGUGGUCACAAUGUCACCUGUGACAAUUUCUUCACCUCCUACGAACUGGGCCAGCGGCUCCUCGAGAGGAACCUCACCAUAGUGGGCACGGUGCGAAAGAACAAGGCCGAGCUCCCGCCGGCGCUGCUCGAGUCAAAGGGCAGGCAGGUCCUGUCCUCCAGAAAAAGAUUGAACGUGCUACUUCUGAGCACGCUGCACACAGAGGCCGAGGUCAGCGAUCGCCGCGACAGGAAGCCGGCUGUCAUCCUAUACUACAACUGCAACAAGGGCGGCGUGGACAACCUAGACAAGGUGGUCGGGACCUACAGACGGAUGACUGCCCGCUGGCCCCUGGUCAUCUUCCACAACAUCCUCGACGUGUCUUCUUACAACGCCUUUGUCAUAUGGCGAGAGAUCAAACCUGACUGGAUGCCUCGGAAGCGAAAAAGGAGGAGAGAGUGUUGUGACAGGUGCGGCGUCAGCACUUGUCAAAGUCCUACAGAGUGCUACAGCUCGCCAACAACCCGAGGAGCCCGCCGCUGGCCCGGCCGAUACCCCGGCCACCGGGGCAAGUAA